Molecule: messenger RNA, 945 nt
Organism: Gamsiella multidivaricata
Lineage: Eukaryota; Fungi; Mortierellomycota; Mortierellomycetes; Mortierellales; Mortierellaceae
Exons: 2
Coding region: 1-945 (314 amino acids)
Source: RefSeq, a predicted model, not a curated record
AUGGCCACCCAAGCACCUACUGCCCAGCCUGCACCCAAAAAGGUCAUAAUCAUGACAGGGGGAAACGUCGGCAUUGGCUUCGAGUGCUCGAAGCUGAUCCUGUCGUCCCUGGACAAUGUCCACCUUAUCCUCGGCUGCCGCAACCCGCAACGUGGCGCCAAGGGCGUCAAAUCCCUUGAAUCCUUUGUCACCAACAGCAACACGGUCGAGUAUCGUCCUCUCGACCUUGCUUCGUUUGCAUCGGUUCGUCGUUUUGCAAACGACAUUAUAUCUUCCUUCCCGCAUGGCAUCCAUACCCUAAUCCUGAACGCCGGCCUCAUGGCCUUUACUCGUCAACUGACUGAGGACAACCACGAGAUGAACAUGCAAGUCAAUCACCUUUCCCAGUUCCUGUUAACGCAACUACUGUUGCCCUCCCUACGAACUGGAUCGAAGACAUGGCCCGAGGAGCCAUCUUGCGUCGUCUUUGUCUCGUCCACACUUCACAAGCCGGGCGUGGGCCGUGGGAAAGGCCCUUAUCUGAUCUUCGAAAAUGUUGACGGCUCUCGCGAAUUUGAGGGUAUGAUGAUUUAUCGCAACUCAAAAUUGUGUCAGACCAUCUGCAUGCAUGUUCUGGCUGCCUCCCUCAAGGAUGAUAACGCCAUCACAGUGAACGCGGUCUGUCCAGGAUUCAUUCCCACAACAGAUUUGAAGCGCGACUCUGGGCUUGCAACGCGUAUCCUAAUGGACAAUGUGAUCUCGAGGAUCAGCGCUGCCUCGACUGUGCAGGAAGGAGGUGCGCGAGUGUUCAAUGCCAUGAAUGGGGAAGGAAGAACCAAGAACGGCGCCUACUUAACCAAAGACGGGGACAAUGAGUCGAGUGAAGAGAGCCGAGAUCCUGAAAAGCAGAAGUUUUGGUGGAACUGGACUUGCAAGUCAGUCGGGCUCGAUAACCUUUCCCAAUAA